CCUCUCUCUCUCUCUCUCUCUCUCUCUCUCAAGCCUGUUUCUGUUGUUUUUCCCAUCAAAUUAAGAACAGAGGAGGGAAGGAAUGGCCACAGAGGAGGCUCAGCUACGGAUUCCGAGAGUAGACCUCACAGGGCUGAGACUGGAGCACGUCGGAACGGCCCGCUGGGACGCGGCGAGAGAGGAGGUUGCGCGAGCGCUCGAGAGCUAUGGGUGCUUUGAUGCCGUGUACGAUGGCGUCGGCCCGGAGCUUCUCCGGACGCUGUUUGGGAAGGGAGCCAAGGAGCUGUUUGGGCUUCCACUGGAAACUAAGAGGAAGAACUCUGCGGGGACGCCAUACCAUGGAUAUAUAGGUCAGUUGCCGGGCUUGGACUACGAGAGCUUGGCUUUGGAGGAUGCAGAGGUUAUGCGAGGUGCUGAGCGCUUUACUCGGCUCAUGUGGCCCGACGGGAAUCCCGAAUUUCGUGAUACAUUAUGCUCCUUCGCAAAGAAAUUGGUAGAGUUAGAUCGUCUUGUUCAGAAGAUGAUCUUGGAAAGCUUGGGCGCUGACAAAUACUUUGAUUCUCACAUUGAUACCACUAAGUACUUGCUUCGACUAGCAGAGUAUAGGGCUCCACAAACUUCGGAAACCAUAGUGUGCAUGCCUGAGCAUACUGACCAUAGCUUCGUGACUAUAAUUUGCCAAGAUCAAGUUAGCGGCCUUGAGAUACUGACUAAGAACAGAGAUUGGAUUACAGUUCGCCCAUCACCCGAUUCCUUCACCAUCAUGACUGGUGAUGCAUUUGAGGCAUGGAGCAAUGGAAGACUGGUUCCCCCACGCCAUAGGGUCGUUUUAAAUGGUGGCAAUACAAGAUACUCUUCCAUCUUAUGUUCGUUUAGGAAGGACGGUCACCUGGUGCAAGCCCCAAAUGAGCUAGUGGAUAAAGAACAUCCGAUGCUCUUCAAGCCAUACCUUCACGGUGACUACCUCAAUUUCUGCAUCACAGAGGCUGGCUAUAAUGCACAACAUCGCCUCAGGGCUUUCUGCGGGUUGGGAGAAAAGGGAGAAGAAGUAUAAACUUCUCAUCAGACAUCUAUUACAUUUUAUUCCAGGUGCCAGCUCAAACCUAGCCCAAGGAUGGUUAAUAUGGAAGAAUGUAUCUUUAAGAGAGUGGUUAAUACUUAAACAUGAGUUAUAUUAGAAGAUUCUCACAUCAUGCUAUGGAGUUGAAUAAUGCUAUAUAAGAAAGAACGAUCUGCCGAGUAAAGUUUGAUAUUUAAUAACAAUCU
Messenger RNA from Phoenix dactylifera (date palm), 1266 nucleotides. Its product is annotated as putative 2-oxoglutarate-dependent dioxygenase AOP1. NCBI's taxonomy places the organism in Eukaryota, Viridiplantae, Streptophyta, Magnoliopsida, Arecales, Arecaceae. The record is from RefSeq and is a predicted model, not a curated record.